Messenger RNA from Exophiala mesophila, 2209 nucleotides. RefSeq lists its product as uncharacterized. Gene Ontology annotation, cellular component: extracellular region; cell surface. Gene Ontology annotation, biological process: glucan catabolic process. Bases 736 to 2151 code for a protein of 471 amino acids. The transcript has 2 exons. Lineage: Eukaryota; Fungi; Ascomycota; Eurotiomycetes; Chaetothyriales; Herpotrichiellaceae. Gene Ontology annotation, molecular function: beta-glucosidase activity. The record is from RefSeq and is a predicted model, not a curated record.
CUUCAACCGAGGGACCCCGGGGCUUACCCGGAAGAUCGACAGAGAGUUCAAUGUAGGUAUGGAGUUGGGCAUGUUCCCGGUGGGCUUUCACACUUACUUCUGGGGAUGUUUUCCUUCUCCAGCAAAGCUAAGCCUCUAGGUCAUGAUCUACCACAAUCAAGGCAUCCCACCUGACAGGCCGCUUGGGACUAUCAACAGCAAGCUAUCAUGUCGAUGAUAUGUCAAAAGGGCCUCUAGGAAUGACCGGCUGUGAUAUAAACUGAACAUGGUUACUACUGCUGACCAGUCCAUGCCAUGUUCCACACAGCCAAAAAAUCACAACUGGUCUCCAAGUCCCGGACUGAUGCUACAGUAGACUCGAAUGCGGGGUCUUUUAGCGAUUUUGAUCUUUGAUCUCGACUCGAGACACGAGACACAAGACACGAGACACGAAUGGCGAACUGCCGGUUCAGAGUUGAGUGGCCAUUAAAAACAUGUAAAUGUUUGCCGUAUGCAGCGCCCCUUUCAGGCUAAAUUCCCCCCAAUAUGGUUGUUUCUCCACUUCAUGUCAUGUAAUCGACUACACGAACCAUUGUCAGGCAUGCAACGUCAAACCAUGAAUUGAGAAUACAAGAAGUCUGGAAAUCUUCUAGGAUUUUUCCGGUCUCAAUUCAGGAAAUCCUCUUCCUCGCUUUCCUUAGACGAGGAUUGUAUAUCAAAGUGAAGUAACACCAUUAUACUAUUCCACCAUCAAUCAUGGCAACCGGAAUCCUCAAAGUCAAUGGCACACAAGUGGUGGACAGCAACGGCGACUUGGUAUUACUACGAGGAACAGCAAUAGGAGGAUGGCUCAACAUGGAAAACUUCAUCACGGGCUUUCCCGGACACGAAUCCAGCGUUCGCGCCGCCAUGCUCCAAGUAAUGGGACCCGAAAACUACGAAUAUUUCUUCGACCGAUGGCUGUACCAUUUCUUCACUGAAUCAGACGCGAAAUUCUUCCGACAACUGGGACUCAACUGUAUCCGCAUUCCGUUCAACUACCGACACUUUGAAGACGACAUGAACCCACGCGUGCUCAAAGAAAGCGGCUUUAAACAUCUCGACCGUGUCAUCUCCCUGUGUUCCGCCCAGGGCAUCUACACGAUUCUCGACAUGCACACCCUGCCUGGCGGACAAUCACCGGGCUGGCAUUCCGACAAUACCACCAGUUACGCCGCAUUCUGGGAUUACAAGGACCAUCAAGACCGGACGGUGUGGCUGUGGGAGGAAUUGGCCCGUCGAUAUAAAGAUAACGCAUGGAUCGCGGGAUAUAAUCCCAUCAACGAACCCUGCGACCCGCAACAUACACGGCUCCCGGCGUUUUACGAACGACUAGAAAAAGCCAUUCGUGCAAUCGAUCCACAUCAUAUUCUCUGGUUGGAUGGGAAUACCUUUGCAGCGGAAUGGAAGGGGUUUGACAAUGUAUUGCCGAACUGUGUCUACUCAUUGCAUGAUUACAGUAUGAUGGGAUUCCCCACGGGUCGACCGUAUAAAGGGACAGAAGAGCAGAAUCAAAAGCUCGAGGCGCAGUUUUUGCGAAAGUCGGAGUUUCAACGGAGUCGUGGCACGCCGAUUUGGAAUGGUGAGUUUGGGCCCGUGUAUGCGAAUCCCAGGUGGGAUAAGGAUGCGGAUGCGAUUAAUGCCGAUCGGUAUAAUAUGUUGGGUCAGCAGUUGAGGAUAUAUGAUCGGUUUCAGAUUCCCUGGUCGAUUUGGUUGUUCAAGGAUAUUGGGUUGCAGGGGAUGGUGUAUACGUCGCCGCAGUCGCCGUGGAAUAAACUGGUCGAGCCGAUUUUGGAGAAGAAGAAGAGGCUUCAGCUUGAUGCCUGGGGCACGUAUCCGUCCAAAGAGGUGGAGGAUUUGAUUGAUCCUUUGGUUAAAUGGAUUGACUCGGUCUCGCCGACAGCGAAAUCCGUCUAUCCUUCGACCUGGAACACGUCCAGACACGUCCAACGUGCUGUUCUUCAGACCUUCUUGGCCGAGACUUUUGUUCAAGAGUUUGCUGAGCUAUUCCGUGACAAAACCAAGGAUGAAUUGGAGGAAUUGGCCGCGAGUUUCAGUUUUGAACAGUGUUUGCAGAGGGAAGGCUUGAACAAAAUCAUGUCUAACUAUGCUGCUGUUGAGCCAACGCAGUGACUUUCAUCUUCAACAUACUACAAUUUGAUAAUAAACCUUCAUCUGGUGGUAUACCCCA